CCCCAAAGCCCCCUGCCCAAGAACCAGAGGACUCCUUUAAUGACACAAAAACCCUCCACCAAAUCUUUUCACUUCGUGGUUCCCUUUCGCUGCCCUCCAACCCCAUCUAUGAGAAACGCCGUCGUUUAGUUCCCACCAGUCGCACCAGCGGGACCUUUCAAACUGGCCAAGAUUCUGCAAUGUUGAAAAUUUUGCAAUAGCUCAUGUUUAUAGCUGGGAUUUUUUCCCUUCCUAAAGCUCCUGUAUUUUGUUGAAUGUUGGUGUAUGAAACUCACUGAGGUUCUACAAAGUUUUCUGAAGAAGUAUUGGGGAUAUAGGGGAACCGUCUGAAUAUGGAGGCAAAUUCUCUGAUUCAUAAACCCAAAAAGCAGAAACUGAAUGAAGAACAAGGCAUUUAUGGGAACAGAGAAAGCUUAAUUAGUAAAUUACCUGAUGAUGUUCUUCUACACAUCCUUUCCUUUCUUUCCACGAAAAGUAUUAUUAGGACGAGUGUACUUUCUAAAAGGUGGGAAUUCCUUUGGACUUCUAUUCCCAAUCUAUAUUUUGGAAAACCUUUGCCUGCUAAUAGAACACUUCACAUGAAUUUUGUGGAAAGAGCGCUCUAUCUUCGGGACGACUCUGAUAUAAAAGGAUUCUUUCUCAACAUUGACGUGCAAUGUGAUGUAUCUCGUGUUAAGUCAUGGAUCACUGCUGCAGUAAGGCAUAAUGUUCAAAAUUUGCAUAUCCGCCUUCAGGACUUGGAAGGACAAUUUUCAUUGCCUCAGAGUGUGUUUACUUGUGACACACUGAAAUGCUUAGUCCUUGAUAUUCCAUGUAUCCUCCAAGUUCCUCCUAUAAACUGUUUCUCAAAUCUAAUUGUGUUAAGACUUGAAAGUGUUGAUGAUUACACAACCCAGCAGCUCUUUUCUGGUUUGCCAAUCCUUGAGGUGUUGUAUUUAAUGGAAUGCAGAUGGGGGUGUCUCAAAGUUUUGAGGAUUUCUGCCCCCAAGCUUCAUUCUCUAACCAUAACUGAAGCUGAUCUGUGGAAACUGAGUGAUUGUGAUGGUCUGAGUGAUUGUGAUGAUCACCGUGAUUUUGAAGGUUGUCGUAUUAUGAUUUUUGGAGCUAAUAUCAAAUGUUUUUUUUACACCGGUGAAUUCUUAAAUGAAUAUUGGUUGUACAACUCAUUCUCACUAGAAAGGAAAUUGAUGUUACUCAGUCUAAUGUUUCUUACUGUUAUAAGAGGACAAGACAAGUUGCUUACCGCAUGCUGAAGGUUCUUAUAGGGAUUGCUAAUGUAAAAGACCUAAGACUAUACCAUUUUGCAGAUGAGGUUCUAACAUAUGCACCAGAACUCCUACCGACUAUUCCUAUCUUCAAUAACCUAAUGUAUUUGAAAUUGGAGUGGGGAAAUCUUGAUUCUGGAGCACUAUUGAAGAUAUUGCAAAACUCUCCCAAUCUUGAGAGGCUGAAAUUUUCAGAGGUAAUUUCACUGGACUACAAUGUUUAUUACUAUCACAAAUCUUUCCAUCCUGUUGCAGAUAUACCAUGAUGUCUAAAACAUUUAAUUUGCAUUGAAAUUUAGUAGAUUGAUGAGUGCUCUGAUUAUAAUAAAGAUGAUAUACUAUUGGAUCCUAUGCCGCCAUGUUUCUUGUCCACUCUCGAGUGCAUUGAAGUCGGUAAUUAUGAUGGAUUUGAGAAUGAACUUGCUGCUGUAAAGAUUUUACUCAAGAAUGCAAUGGCCUUGGAUGAAAUGGUUAUAACUUUUAAAGAGUGUGAUGCAGGAAACUUCGAGAUGCAAGAAAAACUAUACAAGCAGUUAAUAGAGUUCGCUAUAGGGUCACAAAAUUGUAAAAUCAUUUUGAAAUGACUUGUUUUUUGGAACACUUACUCUUCGGAAAAGCCUUUAAUUCCUGGUUUUUUGGAAGAUUUAAAAGUAUGACUUGUUAGCCUUUUACCCUACCUAGGCAACUUGAUGUUGGUUUAUGUUCUUUGUGAAAAUUAGUUUUGAAUCCUCCAAACUUGUAAAGCUUAUGCUAAUUUCAUAUGUUCAGUGUUUUUUGUUUCUUUUUGUUUUUCUCUCCGAUUGGGUCUUGGAAAAUCAACUGCAGGCUUUGAUUGUUGGGUGUAUUGGUAGUUUUUAAAGUCAUUUAAAAACAAUAUUCCCGAUUUG
This is a messenger RNA of Corylus avellana, 2152 nucleotides long. NCBI's taxonomy places the organism in Eukaryota, Viridiplantae, Streptophyta, Magnoliopsida, Fagales, Betulaceae. The record is from RefSeq and is a predicted model, not a curated record.